This is a messenger RNA of Acanthisitta chloris (rifleman), 1927 nucleotides long. RefSeq names its product F-box and WD repeat domain containing 5 (gene FBXW5). The transcript has 7 exons. The record is from RefSeq and is a predicted model, not a curated record. Gene Ontology annotation, molecular function: protein binding. NCBI's taxonomy places the organism in Eukaryota, Metazoa, Chordata, Aves, Passeriformes, Acanthisittidae. Gene Ontology annotation, biological process: protein ubiquitination. Gene Ontology annotation, cellular component: SCF ubiquitin ligase complex; Cul4-RING E3 ubiquitin ligase complex. The annotation marks the transcript as partial.
UCCAGUUCUGUGCUUCCUUCACUCACACUGCUGUCCCGUGUCCCUGCUCUGUGCUGCAGCUGCUGUCUCCUGGUAUGAUGAGUUCCAGAGGCUCUACGACACCAUCCCCUGUGUGGAGGUGCAGGCUCUGAAGGAGCACAAUGACCAGGUUCUGCACCUCAGCUUCUCCCACUCUGGCUGCCUGUUUGCCUCGUGCUCCAAAGACUGCACAGUCAAGAUCUGGAGCAAUGAGCUGGACAUCUCCCUGCAGCACAGCUCCAACAUGAGGCCAUACAACUGGAGCUACACCCAGUUCUCCCAGUUCAACUCCGAUGACUCCCUUCUGCUGGUGUCUGGAGUCUUCGUGGGGCCUCACAUCUCCUCCUCAGGGGAGAUUGCUGUGAUCAGCAUGGAGAACUUCACGCUGCUUUCCAGGGUGAGGAACAAACCCUACGACGUGUUUGGCUGUUGGCUGAAUGAAACCAACCUGAUCUCGGGCAAUCUGCAUCGCAUUGGGCGCGUAACCUCCUGCUCGGUGCUGUGGCUGAACAACGCGUUCCAGGGCAUCGAGUCUGAAAAUAUGAACGUAGUGAAGAGACUGUUCAAAAUUCAGAACCUGAAUGCCAGCACCAUCCGGACUGUGAUGGUGGCCGACUGCAGCCGCUACGAUUGCCCAGACCUACUCCUGGACUACGAGGAGCAGCUGGCAGCUUCCUCCUCCUGCCCAGUGUUCGACCUCGGCAGUGAGAGCGAGGAGGAGGAGGCCCAGCCCCGGCAGGCUGGGGAGGUGCAGGCAGGACAGGGGGCUGGGGGUGUGCCAGCGCAGCAGGGGCUGCAGCAGCUCUUCGAUGAUAUCCUGGAGGGGCGAGUGGGACCUGCCUUGAGCGACACCGAGCUGGAGACAAAGGUGGCUGAGCUGUUCGUGCGCAACAGAACUAAACGCCCCGAGCCAAACCUGCUCCCCACCAACAGCAACAGCAAGAUAAAGUAUUUGAUCUUCACCACGGGAUGCCUCACCUACUCCCCACACCAGAUAGGGAUUAAAAGGAUCCUGCCCCAUCAGAUGACGACCGCAGGGCCGGUGCUGGGGGAGGAGAGGCGCUCGGAUGAGUUCUUUGACUCCCUGGAUCAUGUCAUCGACAUCCAUGGGCACAUCAUUGGCAUGGGCCUCUCCCCUGACCACCGGUACUUGUACGUGAACAGCCGAGCUUGGCCGCGGGACUGUGUCAUCUCGGACCCCAUGCAGCCUCCCCCCAUAGCAGAGGAGAUCGACCUGCAUGUGUUCGACCUGAAGACAAUGAAGGAGGUGAAGCGAGCGCUGCGCGCGCACCGCGCAUACACACCCAACGAGGAGUGCUUCUUCAUCUUCCUCGAUGUCAGCAGGGACUUCGUGGCCAGUGGGGCAGAGGAUCGUCAUGGCUACAUCUGGGACCGGCACUAUAACGUCUGCCUGGCCAAGCUGCAGCACGACAAUGUGGUGAACUCGGUGGCAUUCAGCCCAGUGGAGCAGGAGCUGCUGCUGACAGCCAGCGACGACACCACCAUCAAGGUGUGGCGGUCCCCGCGCGCUGUGCGCAUCCGGCAGGCCAGGAGGCCCCAGCCCAGGAAACUGCUCUUCUCCUGGCUCAUGAACCAGAAAAGCUGAACCCAGGUACACCUGCUCCUGCAGCUUCCUCACUGCAGCACCUCUUCUGGAGCUCGCAGAGCUCUGAGUCCUGCACAGAGCCGAGCUCUGGGCACACGAAUCCCAUGGUUGAGCCAGGAGGGGCCCCGGCAGCGUGAACCGCCUCCUCCUUGGAGCAUCUGCUUCAAAGACAGGACGUGAGAGCCAGGACCUGUGCUGGGCCCAUGGGCAGCGCCUGAGCUGGUCACUGCAGGGUGGGCUCCCCACAGCUUCUCACCAGUGCUGCUGCUUGGGCACAGCUCUCUGGGCAUGCUCUGGGCUCGG